AUGAUCGAAGAGAUCCAGGGCCCAGAUCUCCCCGUCACAAUCGCUUUGGAGUAUCUUGACACCACCAUUUCAGAGGCGUCCGCGGAAAAGGCCUUGAAUCGGAAGGAGUUGAAGCACGUUUCGCGCAGCGUCCUAGAGGCCCUACGAAACCUCCAUGAUGACGGCUAUGUACACGCGGAUCUCAAACCGGACAACGUCUACGUCAACAUGCAGGUAGGCGACAAUCGAUUCAGCGAGGUCAAACUUGGCGAUAUGGGCUCAAAAGCCGAGGAGGACAGAGAAAACCUCCCCUUGCAUGUUCUUAUGCGACAGUUAUACUGGUUCGGGCCGUUUCCAGACAAGACCGUCGAAAUAGCUGAUGAAGAGAUUACUAAGACCCUAGCGGCUCUAAAGAGAAACAAUUUACCAGCGCAGCAGGGAAUGUUCAAAACUAUCCCAGAGACAGAGCUGUCAAAGAAGGAUAACGAGUUUGUCCGUAGGAUAAUGAAGAUGGACUGGAGGGAUAGACCGAGUGCGGGAGACUUGUUGGAAGAUGAAUGGUGGGAAGACGAAUGA
Molecule: messenger RNA, 555 nt
Organism: Alternaria novae-zelandiae
Lineage: Eukaryota; Fungi; Ascomycota; Dothideomycetes; Pleosporales; Pleosporaceae
Exons: 3
Coding region: 1-555 (184 amino acids)
Biological process (GO): protein phosphorylation
Cellular component (GO): cytoplasm
Molecular function (GO): ATP binding; protein serine/threonine kinase activity
Source: RefSeq, a predicted model, not a curated record